Blepharisma stoltei is the source of this 234-nucleotide messenger RNA. NCBI's taxonomy places the organism in Eukaryota, Ciliophora, Heterotrichea, Heterotrichida, Blepharismidae. The record is from the annotation of a GenBank genome assembly.
AUGGGAUGCACUUCAUCCUUAGGACAUGCUAAAGUAAUAAGAAGUACGAAUCAGCUGAAAAGGGCUGACAUAUCAAGCAAGAAAACAAGAUGCACUAUGAAAGACCUGAGCUUUAAGAUGUGCAGAUCGACGAAAACAAAAGAGGACUUGUUUGCGAUUGGCGAGGUGAAUCCAGUAAUGGAGGAAUCAAUGAGGUAUAAUGAAUUCUGUGUUUCUGAGUGUAGUAAAUUAUAA